AUGUCAAAGCCUGUAGAUCAUAUCAAGAGGCCAAUGAAUGCGUUCAUGGUCUGGUCCCGCGGCCAGAGGAGGAAAAUGGCACAAGAGAAUCCCAAAAUGCAUAACUCAGAAAUCAGCAAAAGACUUGGCGCGGAGUGGAAGCUGCUCUCUGAAUCCGAAAAGCGUCCUUACAUCGACGAAGCGAAGAGGCUGCGAGCACAGCACAUGAAAGAACAUCCAGACUAUAAAUACAGACCCAGACGUAAACCCAAGAAUCUACUGAAGAAGGACAGGUAUGUGUUCCCUUUGCCUUACCUUGGGGACACGGAUCACUUGAAAGGACUCUCAGCCUCGGACUCUCUGUUGAGCGCAUCAGAGAAAGUCAGGGCAUUCAUGCCCCCGACCUCGGUACCUUACUCGUUCCUCGACCCGAGCCAGUUCACCUCCAGCGCUAUCCAGAAGAUGACAGAGAUGCCCCACACCAUGACCACCAGCAGUUUGGGUUACGGCUCGUUGGGAUACCAGAACGGCGCCUUCGGCAGUUUGGGUUGCCCCAGCCAGCACACCCACACCCACCCGUCGCCCACAAACCCGGGGUACGUGGUUCCGUGUAACUGUACCGCCUGGUCGGCGUCGAGUUUACAGCCCCCGGUUGCCUACAUACUUUUUCCAGGUAUGACCAAGAGUGGGAUAGACCCAUAUUCAUCAACACAUGCCACUGCUAUGUAA
This is a messenger RNA of Salvelinus namaycush (lake trout), 708 nucleotides long. RefSeq names its product SRY-box transcription factor 14 (gene sox14). Lineage: Eukaryota; Metazoa; Chordata; Actinopteri; Salmoniformes; Salmonidae. Bases 1 to 708 code for a protein of 235 amino acids. The transcript has a single exon. Gene Ontology annotation, molecular function: RNA polymerase II cis-regulatory region sequence-specific DNA binding; DNA-binding transcription factor activity, RNA polymerase II-specific. The record is from RefSeq and is a predicted model, not a curated record. Gene Ontology annotation, biological process: cell differentiation; positive regulation of transcription by RNA polymerase II; anatomical structure morphogenesis.